AUGGUACGACUGCUGCUGCUCGCGGCGUGCUGCUCCGCGGCGACGGACGUGGAGCGCUGGGAGGACCGCUGGUCGAGCGGCGCCUGGGACGACGGCUGGCGCGCGCAGGUCGGCCCCGUGGACGUGACCUGCGAGUUCCGCUACCGCCUGGGCAUCCGCGACGGCAAAGUCGGCGGGACGCGGCCGGCGCUCGCCGUGGCCUACGGCCGGCCGGCGCCCUACGGGCCGUCGCGGCAGCGCAUCGUCUUCGAGCCCGACGCCGCGGCCGCGGACGACUUUGCAUCGACGCCGCGGCUCUGCGAAUACAGGAGCUCAAAGACUAUCAACGGCUCCGCGCCCGCGGACCUCAUGGUCGCGAGCUCCGUGGGCUACCUCUUCCGCCUCUGGCCCUACUUUGUGAACCACGUGUGCUACGGCGAGGCGGCGGGGCACCGCGUCUUCGUGUGGAUCGGCGAGCUGCCCGAGGGCCUCGCGACGACGGUGAACGGCGGCUGCCGGGGCAGCCGCCAGGGGCAACUGCUCUUAGCCGAGGGCAUGCUCCCGGACCAGCGAAGGCUCAAGUCCGCCUACUACGGCCGCGGCGACGGCUACGAGGCGCUGAACAGCAACCACUACAACAAGAUCCCCGCGUCCGCCGCCGUGCUGGACCGGCCGGGCGUCGACGGCCUCUUCUACGCGGACCUCGACUCCUACUUCGACGUCGCCGCGCUGCAGGAGCCGCGCCUCGCCGACGCGAUCCACGGCGCGGGAACCCUCGACCUGAGCUUUUUUAGCAACGCGGGGUCGGCCGCGCCGUUCUGGAACGUCAAGGGCUGCGCGUUCUACGCGCGCCGGUCGCCCCUCGCGAGCGCCGUCCUCGACGGCUGGAUCGAGGAGCGCUGCGGCUUCAAGGACCAGUACCCGCUCUGGCACACGCUCCUCACCGCGGCGGCGGACGCGGGCUGCCUGAGCUACGACGGCGAGAUCUACGGCAUGCUCUCGCACGACGCCAUGAAGCGCGGCGCCGAGCUCCACCCGCACCUGGCGCUCUCCGCGGCGCAGCUCCGAGUCGCCUGCGCGUCCUUCCGCUUCGCGCCGACGCGCUUCGAGUGGCCCGCGCACCGCUCCGUCCCGGGCGACGCGCUCGCGCGCUUCCCCUACGAGGGCGGCGAAUUCAACGUGUCCAACCUCCUCGAGGGCACGCCCGACGCGGGCAGGCUCCUCGCCUUCCUCGGCCUCGGGGACCUGGACCCGGACACCUUCCUGUAA
This is a messenger RNA of Aureococcus anophagefferens, 1248 nucleotides long. RefSeq lists its product as hypothetical. The coding region runs from base 1 to 1248 and encodes 415 amino acids. Lineage: Eukaryota; Pelagophyceae; Pelagomonadales; Pelagomonadaceae. The transcript has a single exon. The record is from RefSeq and is a predicted model, not a curated record.